This is a messenger RNA of Centruroides sculpturatus (bark scorpion), 760 nucleotides long. RefSeq names its product Down syndrome cell adhesion molecule homolog. The coding region runs from base 167 to 745 and encodes 192 amino acids. Gene Ontology annotation, molecular function: cell-cell adhesion mediator activity. The transcript has 4 exons. NCBI's taxonomy places the organism in Eukaryota, Metazoa, Arthropoda, Arachnida, Scorpiones, Buthidae. The record is from RefSeq and is a predicted model, not a curated record. Gene Ontology annotation, biological process: homophilic cell-cell adhesion; axon guidance; dendrite self-avoidance. Gene Ontology annotation, cellular component: plasma membrane; axon.
UUGUAUGGCACAGAUUUGCAUAAUAUGACACUUAUUCAGAACCUAAAUACCAUGUUAUACAAGGAAUAUCUGUUUGUGAAAGAUAUUUGUUUAAAUUAUUUAAAAUGUUUUCAGCCUUAUAUUUUAUAAUUUAUUCAGGUAUGAAAUCAAAAAAGAGAUUAAGCAAAUGUUUGUAACAUCUGUUUUAACAAUAAAUGACAUCCAGAAAAGCGAUGAAGGUGUAUUUACUUGUUUUGUAGAAAAUUUGUUUGGGCAAGAUCAACUACAUAUUAAAAUUACUGUUUUAGAACGUCCUCAACACCCAAUUGAAGUUAAACUAGAAAGAACUUGGAGUCGUAGUGCAAAAAUAACUUGGAGCAUUUUUUCAAAUAAUAAUAAUAAACCAUUGCAAUACAUUAUUGAAUAUUGGAGUAUUUCAGAUCCAGAAGGGAUGCAUAAAAAUAAUUCAAUUCCUGGUUCUGUAACAUGGUUUAUUAUAAAUGAUCUUCAACCUGCAUCUAAAUAUCGUGCUCAGGUUUAUGCGGAAAAUAAUAUUGGAAUAAGUCAGCCAUCUGAACAAAUUGUUUUUACUACUGGUAAUGAAGAACCUUCUGCAUCUCCUAAAGAUUGUCAUUUAGAAGAAGUUGGGGCCACUUAUGCUCGAAUUUCUUGGAGAGUAAGUUCUUUUUAUACUCUUAAGUGUAAAAUAUAUUUAGUACUUUAUCACAGUUUAUGCUUUUUUAGUCUAUAUUUAGUACUUAUGUAAACCAUGUUAAAAAAU